Molecule: messenger RNA, 1740 nt
Organism: Ylistrum balloti
Lineage: Eukaryota; Metazoa; Mollusca; Bivalvia; Pectinida; Pectinidae
Product: kelch repeat and BTB domain-containing protein 4-like
Molecular function (GO): protein binding
Source: RefSeq, a predicted model, not a curated record
AUGGCUGAACAUGUUAUUAAGGAGCAAUCGUCGAGAUCUACCAGUGUCCGUAAACAAGAUCAGGAAAACAUCAAAUCAGCAUUGUUUAACGAUGGAAGGGAAGAGUCUUCCAUGGAGACUUCCGAGGAUACUGAAGUUCCGGUAUCCAAUCUUCCAGAGAUACCUAUACGGGACAUGCAUCUCAACUUAGUAACGGAAAAGCAAAUAUCAGAGAAAACGUUUUUAAGUGCGGUACAUAAAGGAUUCAGCUGUCUGAGAGAGGAUGACGCGCUAUGUGACGUCACAAUAUUUGUUGAGGGAAUGGAGUUCAAAUGUCACAAAACGAUUCUUGCAAUCUUUUCGGAAUAUUUUCGGUCGAUGUUUACCUCAGGAAUGAAAGAGACUGACCAAAAAGAGAUUUGGCUAUCAGGUUUUAGAGGUACAACUAUUCGGAAGAUGAUAAUGUGUAUUUACGAAGGCUUUAACGGAUUCACCAUCACCGACGCAAGAGAAUUGCUAGAAGCUUCCGUUUUCUUCAGAAUUGAAUCUCUGAGACACAUGUGUGAAAUGAUGCUUUCUUUAGCGUUAGACAUUCUAAAUCUGAGAUAUUCCAACAUAUUAGACAGCCAUUUUUAUCAGAAGCUUUAUUUUGACUUUAGAAAUAACUUCCGUUUUUUCACAGAACAUGCAAUUCAACCUUUUGUUAAAGAAGCACUAAAAUAUGAAAGGCAUCCAAGCACUCGUAUGAACGAGAUAUCGGUCAGGACGACGCUUCGUCAGCACUACAGCUUCGAAAAGGUACUUUUAGUCAUCGGAUUCAAACAGACGUUCACAUGUACAAAUCCUAGUAUGUGGGCUUGGCGCUUUGAUUGUAAACAGUGGUACUCAUUGAUAUCGUCCCCGUACAAACUAGGAUAUGAUUUUGCCACUUGUCGUUAUGGUGAAAGUGAAAUUUACUUCAGUGGGGGCCAAGGCAGAAAGACUUUUCAGAAAUUUGACGGAUUGACCGAUAAGAUUUUGCCAUGCACACAGAUGAAGACGGCCCGAAUGAGUCAUUGUAUGGUUUGUGUGAGCGACUCAAUUUAUGUUCUCGGUGGUAAUGACUUCCAGUUUGAUAGAGAAGACAGCAUUCCAAAAGAAGAAGCACUGGAACGCGUUGAGACAUGGAGACCAGGAGAUAACACGUGGGGACAAUGUGGCAACAUCCUAACUCCGGUAUUGUGUGCGGCGGCAUGUGUUUCAGGAAGAAUUAUCUUCCUCUAUGGCGGGUUUACAGACCAAGAGAAGAAGGAACCUUCAAACAUGACACAGUUCUUUGACACAAAAACAAACACGGCAGGAUACCUUUUAACACAGCUCCCGUUCAGGUAUCAAAAUUUGAAUGCUGUGAAUAUUGGAAAUGUGACCUAUAUUCUUGCAAAGAACUACAUUUUUGUAAACAAAGACGAGUUAGAAUAUACAAAGAUUAAAUCAGUAAGGAACGAGGGUAGUUGCUAUAGUGUUUUACAACCUUCUGCGUUGACAAACGACACGAAAUAUCUCUAUAUCAUACAGGAAUACUGCCCCCGAUCGAUACCAUUCCAAAUGGACAGAACGUGGGAAUUGCAACGAUUUAAUAUAUCAAACAGACUGCUAGAGCGAGUUUCUGAGAAAAUCCAAUUUUUAAAAUCAUGUGAAUCUACAUAUACAUUAGUGGUGUCAAAGUCAAUAUUACAGGAAAAGUGCAUUCUUUCACCCAAUGCUAAAGGAUUUUUGACCUGA